CAGAGUGGCAAUAAGUCAUUCACGUACUGCAAAGAUGCCUGCUUAUGGGGUAAACAUGAAUGAGAUGAAUCUAAAUUGUGUCCUUAUGAUCAUAUUGAUGAUUAUAUUACCCAUCCUAGGGUUGCUUUUGUGGCUAGAAAAUAAGUUAUCCAAUAAUUUCUGUGAGAGCAAUCAUUACUCCAAAUGGAAGGAACUAGUUCAGAUCAAUGAUGAAAUAAACAGCCUACUCUUUGGACAAGAUGGGAACACUAGUAGUGCACACUGUGCUUGCUCCUUCUGUGGCCGAUUAAGCGACAUAGUCACAAGAUGUUCAUGCUGCAACACUGCUAUAUAUUGUUCAAAUGCAUGCCAUGUUAUGCACUGGAGGUUUUGCCAUAAAUAUGAAUGUGUCGAGAUAGAAAUGUCAGAAGAUCUGCUGGAAUCACCUUCUCAUAGAACCCAUUGCCUUCUCAUGGAGCCUGAAAACGAUAAGUACUCAUUCAAUCAACUUGAUGAGCAGAAAAUAUAUGAGGGAGAUGCUUACUACAUUGAAGGAGGAGAAGAGCAAAAUAGUGUUGAGUUGAGUGAUGAAACAGCAAUGCCUCGACAUGGCAAUAUUAACGGUAUCAAUGGCUGUGUUGUGUGUGGUAAUCCAAGCUGUAAAGCAUGCUCAAGGUGCAUAGUUAUAAAAUCUUGCUCACGAACAUGCCAGCAUUUUGAUUGGAGAUCAGGGCAUAGGUUUCAAUGUCUUGUUGAGAAGGAAAAUUCAUCUGAAGCAGCAUUGGUCAAUCAAGCAAGACCUGCUUAUGGAAAUGUAAUUUUUCAUUGCCUGGUUGAAAAUCAUAAAAACUCAAAUGAGGUGGAAGAUAAUGCUCAUUUAUCUAUUCCUCUUUGCUUGGAAUUUCUCUCAGGAAACACCAACUCUAGGGCCUUGAAUUCAAGUUCUCUGUCUCAGGACGCAACCAAUAAUGCCCGGGAGGUUGAAGAUCAAUUGAGAAGCCUAAAAAAAGAAUUGGCAAAGAUUAAAGAUGAGAACAUAACACUACGGUCAGAGUGCGACGAAUGGGGGGCACGAGCAAGGAAUUCUAUCGAUAGACUUUACAGCUUCAAGAAAGAAAAUGAACACCAGUUGUUUAUUUUGAAGCAAGAAAAUGAAUUGAUAUCAAAUGCUGAGAAGCAAGCUUGUCAAAUGAUUAAUAGUUUAUCUCAGAGGCUACACUGCUUGCAGAUUGCAGUGGAAAGUGGAGUUGAAGAGAGGCAAAAACAAGAAGAAUAUGUACAUAUGCUACAGAAUGAAUGUACUAAGGCUAAGAUAGAGCUACAAGAACAGAACAAGUGCAUCCAGAGGCUCGCACUGGAGCUUGAUAAGACCACUCAAUUUGUUGGUUGUUCAAUUUGUCUAACCAAUGAGAAGAACAUGACCUUUGGUUGUGGACACAUGACUUGUUUAGAGUGUGGAUCAAAAAUUCACAAGUGUCAUAUAUGUCGAAGGAAGAUCACCAUCCGUAUAAGGUUGUUUUCUGAUUAAUUGAGGGAGGAAUUAAUAGGCAUUAUCUAACAAUGCCAUUAUGUGGGUGACCCGCCAUUAGAGAGAGUUUGUUUCAAAACUUCUACAUAUGCUUAGUAAUAUAAGAGCAAAGUCUUCACCAUUAGAUUUUACAAGAAUGUUUAUAUUUAAAUACCCAUAAAUUUCAAACACCUAGUUGAUACUUUUGUUUUCUCUC
Molecule: messenger RNA, 1703 nt
Organism: Glycine soja
Lineage: Eukaryota; Viridiplantae; Streptophyta; Magnoliopsida; Fabales; Fabaceae
Product: ubiquitin carboxyl-terminal hydrolase 15-like
Exons: 12
Coding region: 35-1507 (490 amino acids)
Source: RefSeq, a predicted model, not a curated record